Messenger RNA from Metarhizium album ARSEF 1941, 1038 nucleotides. Its product is annotated as queuine tRNA-ribosyltransferase. The transcript is spliced from 3 exons. Gene Ontology annotation, molecular function: tRNA-guanosine(34) queuine transglycosylase activity. The coding region runs from base 1 to 1038 and encodes 345 amino acids. Gene Ontology annotation, cellular component: cytosol. The record is from RefSeq and is a predicted model, not a curated record. NCBI's taxonomy places the organism in Eukaryota, Fungi, Ascomycota, Sordariomycetes, Hypocreales, Clavicipitaceae.
AUGUUCAUGCCCGUAGCCACACAAGCUUCGCUGAAGGGAAUAACGUCUCAGCAACUGGAAGAAACUGGCUGCAGGCUUUGUCUCAACAAUACGUACCACCUGGGACUCAAGCCAGGUCAAGAGGUCCUUGACGCGAUUGGCGGCGCACACAAAUUUCAAAGCUGGAAUCAUAAUCUGCUGACUGACAGUGGAGGUUUUCAGAUGGUCAGUCUGCUAAAGUUGGCAAAAGUCACCGAGGAAGGCGUCCGUUUCCUGAGCCCACACGAUGGAUCUCCUAUGCUCCUUACCCCGGAACACUCCAUCUCCCUGCAAAACAGUAUUGGCAGCGACAUCAUCAUGCAGCUCGACGACGUAUUGGUCACGACUUCACCAGACAAGGUUCGUAUGCGUGAAGCGAUGGAGCGCAGUGGCGGUUUGGACUUGGAGAUGCGAAGGGAAUGUUGCGAGCAGAUGUUGGCCCGAAACACACCCGGUAUCGCGAUCGGUGGACUGAGUGGCGGGGAGGCAAAGGCGGAUUACUGCCGCGUUGUCGAAACGUGCACAGCUCUCUUACCAGACCUGAAGCCUAGAUACGUCAUGGGAAUCGGAUACCCCGAGGAUCUGGUUGUCAGCGUGGCUCUGGGGGCAGACAUGUUUGACUGUGUGUGGCCGACUCGAACAGCCCGAUUUGGCAACGCCAUCACGAAGCACGGCGUCUUGAACAUUCGAAACGCCAUGUAUGCAAACGACUUUGGGCCGAUAGAGACUGGCUGUGGAUGCAUGUGCUGCAGACGAGGAGAGGGAGGCAUGGGCAUCACCAGAGCAUACGUCCAUCACAACACGUCCAAAGAGACGGUUUCGGCACAUUUGCUGACGAUCCACAAUGUCUGGUAUCAACUCAAUCUGAUGAGGCAGAUACGGCAGUCGAUAGUCGAAGACGGGUUUCCGGCAUUUGUUCGACAGUUCUUUGCAGACCGGUACGGUGUCAAGACGAACUAUCCCAACUGGGCCGUGGAAGCAUUGAAGCGAGUAGGCGUAGAUCUGACGGUGGAAGGGUAG